AUGUCUGCGAAGCGCCGCCUGCAAGAACUCUUUGAGAAGUACGACACAUCGGGUGAUGGUGUCCUUUCCGAAGACGAAAUGCUCAAGUUGUUUGAGCGCCUGGGUGUUCCUAGAAAGAGUGCGGAGGAACUCUUCAAAGAGGCUGAUGCAAACAAGGAUGGAACAAUCCAAGUGCAUGAGUUCAUUGCCUGGAUCACAGCCAACAAACCGGCCUUCAAUCCCCUUGCCACCUUGGGCGAAGAUGGGACAGGAGACAUCCAGUUCGCCUUCUCGAAUCCUACCAAGCACUCCAUGAAGUACACCUUCAAAUUCUUGAUGUGUGAAAAUGUGGAGUGCAUUUAUGGCAAUCCCGUGCAGGUAGUUCUUGAACCAGGCAAGCGAAUUUUCAAGCCCAUGCUGAGAGUCACCAAAUCACCUUUCAGUUACGAAGUGGCACCUGUGUGCUGUCGAGCAGACGUGAACAACGGCGAGGAUGAUCUGAGCAAAGCCUUCAUCGAUCCAGAUUUCCCACAUGAUGAGAGGAGCACCAAGAAUUCCAGGUUUCCUGAGUUGGACAUGGGCAAGCCAGACCGAUGGGUGCGGGCUCGGAUGUUGGGCAAUUCCAGCGAAGCGGUCCUUUUUGAUGAAGUUCGACCACAAGAUGUGAAACAAGGACAUGUCGGAGAUUGCUAUUUGUUGGCUUCCUUGAGUGCUUUAGCCCAGCAACCUCAACGUCUCAAGAACUUGUUCAGUGAGAAGCACUUGACGGAGGACGGGAAGUACACCGUGAAGCUUUUUCACAUGGAUAAGAAGGAGUGGGUAAAGGUUGUCAUCGAUGAGUUCGUCCCAUGUCGGAGCGCCGACGGGAUUUUACGUCCUUGCUGCGCACAACCCUUGGGUGAAGAGAUUUGGGUUCCGUUGCUGGAAAAGGCCAUUGCCAAGUUCUGCGGAAAUUAUGGUGAGAUCUACGGCGGAAUGGAAAGCUGGGUUUUCAAACUCUUGACUGGAGAAACCCCUGAGAUCUUACAGAAGACGAAGAAUGGUUGGAUCAGUUACUAUUCUAGGAAUAUGAAAGCCAGAGAGCCCCAAGAAGGGCGGCCACGAAAGAAUCGAGACAGAAAACCCAUGGACUCGGAACAGCUUUUCCAAUUUAUCUCAGGCGCUCUUGCUGACAAGCACAUUGUGUCCUGCAGUGUGAACUUCCUGGACGACAAGCCCAUCAGCACCCCAGAAAUGAAUUCACAAGUCCGGCUCCAGUAUGGAGUGGAGGCAAACCACGCUUACUCGUUGUUGAAAUGCUUUGAGGAGAAGAUGGACAAUGGCCAGCCUAUACGGCUGGUCCAGAUUCGAAAUCCUUGGGGCUUUGGAGAGUGGAAAGGUGAUUGGGCAGACUACAGCAAAGAAAACAAGCUUCCUGAUUGCUGGGAGAAGAAUCUGGAGCUCAAGGCUCGUUUGAAGGUCCGUCAUCAGAACGACGGCCUCUUUUACAUGUCCUUCGAGGAUUGGGAGAACCUGUACACCGGUUGUCAAUUGUGCCCUGUGGGUACAAAGCCGAUGCCGAGUGACGAAGACUUAGAAGAAGAUCUCGGCGAAGAAGAGUCUAAGGGGUUCUUCUCCAGCAUGUUUGGGAGCUUCUGGUAA
This is a messenger RNA of Durusdinium trenchii, 1620 nucleotides long. Lineage: Eukaryota; Dinophyceae; Suessiales; Symbiodiniaceae. The record is from the annotation of a GenBank genome assembly.